GUCCAAUUGCAUGUUGAAUCUGAAGGAUUUGCAAAGAAAAUAUGGCUGCUGCUGUUCUCUCCUUCCAAUCUAUCUCUCAUUUCCCUUCUUGCUUCCCUGUCAACAAGCAACUCAAGCUGAGAAAACCUGUUUUAUCUCUCACAGGUAACAACUUUUGCCACGCCACAUUUUUCCCUGAAUCCCAACCUCUUUCUUAUAGCUUUUCCCUUUUGGUUGUACCUUCUGUGUUUGAGGGAGAUAGAUCUUCCGCAGCGAAAGUUGUUCUUGUCUGGGUUAUUUUCUGUUUGAAUAAUGAUCCCCUGCUUGUAUCCUUACGUUGUAGCUGUAGAGAAGUUCCUUCGGUAACAUUAUGUCUUCUCCUUCCUACGUCUUGGCUUUUGCCUUGGAACUUAUUAAAUUUGACAGAGAUUGCAGAUAAGUCUAGGCCCUUUUGCUCUCUUCAGGCAACUGUUUCAAGCAUAACACCAGAUGGGAACAGAAGAGGAAGCCGUCCUAGGAAAAGUUCUGCCUCAGGAAGAAAGAAGGAAGAUGAAAGCAAAAAACCAUCUGUUGGUAAUGAAGCACCCAACUCAUCUAACCAGGAAGACAUAAUUGCUCUGUUUAGACGGAUACAGUCUUCUAUCUCCAAGGGAGAGACUGGAAGCGCCAAGGCCAAACGUUUGAGCUCAUCCAAGGAUAAGUCCACAGCUGAAUCAGUUUUGGAUGUUCUUCGAGAAUCAAGAAAGAAUGUGCGAGGCGUUGGAUCCAAUAAGGGAGGGAAGGCACCGAGAUGGAAAAGUGGCGUCCCUAAGAAAACCCAAGGGAUGGGAAGGAAGGCUAAUGCAGCAACACUGGAUUUCAAGUUAUCAAGGCCAUCUAAUUUCGUAAAGAGGUCGCCGAUACCAUAUCCAACAGCCCCCAGAGUCAAGGGUCUUGAGCAGAACAAUGAAGUGGUGGCGACCAAUGAGGGGUUAAAGUUGGCAAACAUAGAGACACUGAAACUUAUAGAGUUGAAAGAACUAGCAAAAGCCAGAGGAAUCAAGGGUUACUCGAGAUUGAAGAAGAGUGAGCUUGUUCGACUAUUGAGGUCAUAAUAUCCGGAGCGAAGCAACCAAGCUCUUUUCCGCUUUUCCUUUUAUCUGUUUGAACUAAUUAACCCAUUUGUAACUCCCUUGUGGCAUCACCGCUUUGACCCCCUCUCGUCAAGGAAAAUUGUAUCGCCCAUUGCAUGUACGUUGGCCUGAUUUUCAGCAACCGUUUAUUUGCCGAUUUAUUUGA
Molecule: messenger RNA, 1257 nt
Organism: Theobroma umbraticum
Lineage: Eukaryota; Viridiplantae; Streptophyta; Magnoliopsida; Malvales; Malvaceae
Source: RefSeq, a predicted model, not a curated record